AGACUAAUGGGCGGUUGGAGCUAUAGCUGCAGCGGGUGGUGGUAUUUACACUUUCCCAGCAACAUCUUCUCCUCAGUCCAAAGAAAAACACAGACGAGGUGAGCCAAGAAGAAGCCAUUGUCAAAGAUCAAGCAACCAGUGGUGAUCAUGCGGCUUUUGGUGGUGCUUCUCUUACUGGGACUAGUGGAUAUGAACCUGGGCCAAAAUCACGGCUCGUUCCAGUGGUUAUCCCACCUGCGAAGGCGGUGGCAGAAUGCCGAUUGGCAGGCGGAGGAGGUAGAUUGUCCCCUGGAGUGUGACUGUCCAGCAUCCUACCCAACAGCCAUGUACUGUCACGGCCGCAACCUUCAGCACAUUCCGUACGUUCCCUCGCAUGUAAAGUAUGUCUACCUGCAACAUAACCAGAUCACGGGCAUCCAGAAGGGGGUGUUUGACAAUGCUACUAACCUGGCCUGGGUCAUUUUGUCUCACAAUAAGCUCAGCUCGGACAAAAUCAGCAACAGUGUCUUCACCAAGUUAGAAAGUCUGGAUCGGCUCCACCUGGAUCACAACCAACUGACCAGUGUGCCUGAUAACCUACCCAAGUCUGUCACAGACCUAAGGCUCUCUUACAACAAGAUCUCAAAAGUUCUGUCCAACGCAUUCAAGGGGAUGACCAACCUGACCACUCUGGAGCUGCAGGGAAAUGUCAUACAGGACACAGAAGGUGGCUUUAAGGGACUGAAGUCUUUGACCAAGCUUGACAUGAGAAAAAACAAGCUGAAAAAAAUCCCCAUGACCCUUCCUGAGACGCUACAGCAGCUUUAUCUGGAGUUUAACAACAUAGAGGAGGUGCCGGGUGGUUUCCUCACCGCAUGUCCUAAACUGCAGUUUGUCCGGUUGGCUCACAACACCCUGACUGAUAAAGGGCUUCCAUCCCACGUCUUCAACACCAGCACACUCAUUGAGCUUGACCUGUCCUUUAACAAACUGGAAAAGAUCCCUCUUGUCAAUGGGAACCUGGAGAACCUGUACUUACAAGCCAAUAAGAUCAAAGAAUUUUCCCUGAGCAGUUUCUGCAGCACAAUCGACGUAAGAACCUUCUCCAAGCUGAAAGUACUCCGUUUGGAUGCCAAUGAGAUCAGUGCCAAAGACAUUCCUGUCGAAGCUGCCUACUGUUUGCGGCACAUUGCUUUUAUUGAUGUGUAAAACUUCACACUCUUCCUCAGAGAUUUGUCUACAGUACUAACACGUUCAUACUCACCUCACACAAGCUCACAUGAUUAAGUGAUUUUACGAGCGCUCAUAAGAACCACUAAUACUUUGACAGUUCUAGUGUUAGUCAACAGGAAAUUCCAUUGUUGUACAAUUCAAUAUCCAGAUGGUAGGCACAUGGAUAACAGAGUGACAAAAUAAUGGCAUCAUGGCUCAUAUCUUUAAAGAGUCAUUUGAAUACUAACUCCCAAACUUUGGGGAAAUAACAACUUGUGCAUAUAAAUAAUUGAGUACAAGUGUUGUGAGGAAAGAACCAUGAAUCAUCUGUGAGGGAUUUAGUUUGGAUCACCGCUUCAACCAUGUUGUACAUGAUUUAACCUCGUGCCAAGUCACACUUCUCAGCAUCUAUUAAAGAAGACCUUUUCAGCACAUUAUCACACAAAACAAUUCACUGAGUUUGGUUUGGCACGUCGUUUCCAUAGAGGAAUAGUGAAUUUCUGAAUGGAUGAUUAUGUUUUGAUCAAAAAAGAAGUUUUCAGCUUAAAGAGUGUUUGUGUGUAUUAGCUAAAGCAGAGUUAUAUUUACAUCAUAGUUUUACAUUAUAUACUACUAAUUACUGUCAUUUUAAGAUGCGUUAAUAUGAGCUGCAUUAUGUUGUUGAAUUAUGUAUUACCCAAAGUGGUAACACUUUAUAAUAGCUACACCUUAUUUAGCUUUUAUUAAUCAUUAAUAAAAGGUUAAUUAACCUUGAAAAUAUCAUUAGGUAAGGAUAAUUCAGACUUAGUAAGGUAUGAUUUAACACAUUUAUUAAUGUUUUACCCAUAAAUGCUAAUUACUUCUAAAGC
Molecule: messenger RNA, 2039 nt
Organism: Austrofundulus limnaeus
Lineage: Eukaryota; Metazoa; Chordata; Actinopteri; Cyprinodontiformes; Rivulidae
Gene: fmodb
Product: fibromodulin b
Exons: 3
Coding region: 148-1188 (346 amino acids)
Molecular function (GO): protein binding
Source: RefSeq, a predicted model, not a curated record